This is a messenger RNA of Vicia villosa (hairy vetch), 1101 nucleotides long. RefSeq lists its product as uncharacterized. The record is from RefSeq and is a predicted model, not a curated record. Lineage: Eukaryota; Viridiplantae; Streptophyta; Magnoliopsida; Fabales; Fabaceae. The transcript has 2 exons. The coding region runs from base 1 to 1101 and encodes 366 amino acids. Gene Ontology annotation, molecular function: protein binding.
AUGAAGCACCCUGAGGCAUUAGGAUUUGUAAGGGAAAUAAAACCAUCAGAGUCUUCUAAAGCAGUAAAAGUUGUUUUACAAGACAACGAUUAUGAUGGUUACGGGAAAAGAAAGAUUCACGUCACACUUCCUCGUUGGGAUGACCUUCCUUUUGAUGUGCUUGAUGUUAUUUCCCGAAAGCUCGAUUUCGCCGACCUCUUUCAAUUUUCUCGUGUCUGCACGAACUGGAGAGUUUUUCAUAAAUCAAUAGAUAAAUCUAAAUUCUUGACAUCCAAAGAACCACUACUCCUCGAGUUUCUGAUUUUUCCUUAUAAGAUGCCAUAUUCCUUUACUAGCCUACCCAAUCAAAAAGUUUAUCCCUUGAAGAAGAUGAUGAUGAACCUGUGGAGUUCUUCCGAUCGCUCCUUCCCUAUCUAUGUUACCUAUUCGAGUGGUUAUUUCGUUAUGAUUGCGGAUAGUUCUUCGUUUCUGCUCAUCAAUCCAUUUACACGAAAAAAGAAGAGUGACUGUAACGGUUUGCAUGUCUAUCGAAAUAAUGGUUGGGUUACAUAUUGCACCGAGGACGAUGACGAUGCCGUUGUUGACUUUGCAGCUUUGAACAAUAUAAUAUAUGUUGUUACCGACGAGCCCAAGAUAGGGGUACUCCGUUUGGAUUCACCAAAAAUUGAAUAUUUCCGAAUGAACAAUUCUCCUGGCUUAGAUUCUAACUUAUCAUUCUUUAACUUGGUUAAAUGUGAUGAAGAACUUUUACUGGUUCGAUUAAAUCCAAGCCUCCAUCCUCUGAUUAUGCGUGGUGACCCUCCGCCAGAGAGAAAAGCUUACAAGAUAGACUUGUCAACCAUGACUUAUGUAGAACUCGAAACUUUGGGGGACAUUGCGUUAUUUUAUGUUGCCUUUAGAAGCUGUAAGGCAUUGAUUAACCCGAACAAAUGGGGCUAUGAGAGCAACUCUGUGUAUAAAGUCUAUAAUUCUGUCCGUAUCAAAAAUCCCAAUUGUACGGUUUAUGAUUGGGAUAAAAAAUCGGAGAAAUGCAUUGUGCCUCCGAAUCCUAGAAAAGUGGGCAGUGUCUUUGGUUGGUGUUUUAUACAUCCUGAAAUAUGA